Messenger RNA from Pseudopodoces humilis (Tibetan ground-tit), 1516 nucleotides. The record is from RefSeq and is a predicted model, not a curated record. Lineage: Eukaryota; Metazoa; Chordata; Aves; Passeriformes; Paridae.
GGGGGGACCUGGUGCCGGCCUUCCCGGGGGACCCACCCGGUGCCGCUCUGGGAGAGGAGCCCCUGGCCUGGGGGAAGAGACCCGCGGCCGCUGUCGGAGCGGCUCGAGGCCUAGUGGUGCUGACGGAAGGAAGGGAAGGCCGGCCCUGGGAGCUGCGAUCCCGAUCGCCCGGGCAUUGUCCCGAAUUAGGUCCUUGCACCCGGUGUGCCAGAGGCCGAGCCACGCGCAGAGCCGAGCUCUGAUUCCCUGAACAACCAGUGAUCCCUGUGAUUUCCAGCCAGAGCCAUGGGAUUGUUUGACAAGCUGGCAGGAUGGCUUGGGCUGAAGAAAAAGGAGGUUCAUGUCUUGUGCCUUGGCUUGGACAACAGCGGCAAAACAACAAUCAUCAAUAAACUUAAACCUUCAAAUGCUCAAACUCAGGACAUCGUUCCAACAAUAGGAUUCAGUAUAGAGAAAUUCAAAACUUCAAGUUUGUCUUUCACAGUGUUUGAUAUGUCAGGUCAAGGGAAAUACAGAGACCUCUGGGAACAUUACUACAAAGAAGGCCAAGCCAUUAUUUUUGUCAUUGAUAGCAGUGACAAAUUAAGAAUGGUUGUGGCCAAGGAAGAACUUGACACCCUUCUGAAUCAUCCAGAUAUUAAGCACCGUCGACUGCCUAUUCUCUUCUUUGCUAACAAGAUGGACCUCAGGGAUGCAGUGUCAUCUGUGAAAGUGUCUCAGUUGCUGUCCUUAGAAAACAUCAAAGACAAGCCCUGGCAUAUCUGUGCCAGUGAUGCUCUUAAAGGAGAAGGAUUACAAGAAGGUGUGGACUGGCUCCAAGGUCAGAUGCAAGCAAUGAAGACAUGAGAGAUAAAUAAAGGAUCUAUGGGGUUCUUUUGUACUCUGUCAGUAGGUGAACAAGUUCCUUGGAAAGGAAGAAUGAUUUGAAGAAGAUGAACAGUUCAGCUAAAAUAUCCUGUAUUGACUUGUUUCAUUUUAGUAUCUCUUCCAUGAAAACUGAAUGUAGACAGCCUAGCACCUCAGGUAUGCGCAUUAAUGAAUUAAAUCUUGUGACUGGAGAGCAUAUACAAAAAUAAAAAAACAAAAAUAUUUGUGUUAUUAAUAAACAUCUUUGUUCAUUUGAGGUUUAGGUGAUAAUUUGCCAUCAGGAAAUUCCCCUCUGUUUUUUGGGGGGACUCCUUUUGAGCAAAUGGGAGUAUUUAUUUUCCAGAGAAAGAAUAAUCAAUACUUCCUGAAAUCCAGCUACGUAAGAUACCUACUGAUUUUAGGUGCCCAGUCUUAGGCAUUAGUGCCAUUUUUUUAUAUUAAAGUUUGACACUGGGUUUUUAUCAUCCAUCUCUAAUAGACUUCUAUAAGAAUAUUUUGAUUAAAGAUACAAGGAUUCAGUUGUUCAGUGUAUUUGGUACAGAUGAUUGCAGAUGUUUAUAAGAAAUUGCUUUUAAUGAAAUGUUAUGAUUUGUUUUUGUGAUUAUGCCAUGGUUAUAUUUGCAUUCCCAUCAAUAAAACUUAAAAUAUA